UCGAGGCGGCGAGUGUGAGUGUAGACAGAAGGGCAACGGAGGGCAACUUUUCCACCGGAACAUCCCAAAAAUUACCGUAAAUAUGCCCCAGAUCUUAGCCGAAGGGUCCCGACAAGACUCUCAGCCGACGGCGGAUCGACACGGUACCAGUGAAACGGCAGAAACCGGCACGGAGGGACAGGCCGUGGCGGACCCCAAACAGGAACCGGGCGACAACAACGAGAGCCGAGCAGGAAUGGAGGUGAAGCCGGACAAGCCCGAGCCGAACCCCGAGGAAACGGCUGUAUCCACCGGACAAGCGGGAGCCGACGGAGGGGAGGCCGGCGGAAAGCUCUGCGAACCGGGCAAAAGUCCCGUCCAGGGCAGUUUGGCGAGUAGCACCGAUUCCGCCCCAGAGGGCUCCCGGGUGUUGAAACCAGAACAAAGAGAGGGGGAGAACGGGUCCUGCUGUCCGCCUGCCGAGCGCACAAAGACCCAGGACAAAGCCCAGCACGGCGUCAAGAGGAGGGCCAGCGCGGACGGAGAGCCGCUGAGCCGGAUGGACUCAGAGGACAGUAUUGGCAGCACCCUGAUGGACAUUGAGAGUGCAGCAUCCAGUGGUCGCUCCACCCCUGCCAUGCUCAACGGUCACAGUGGGGGGGCGGGUGCUGGGAGUGGCUCUGCACCGUUGAAUGGCAAGUCCCUGAGCUACACCUGCUGUUGGGAUCAGUGUCAACUGCAGUUUCCCAGCAGCCCCGACCUGGCUGAACACAUCAGAGCUACACAUGUGGACGGACAGAGAGGAGGGGUGUUUGUGUGUCUGUGGAAAGGCUGUAAAGUGUACAACACCCCCUCCACCAGUCAGAGCUGGUUACAGAGACACAUGUUGACCCACAGCGGAGACAAACCUUUCAAGUGUGUUGUAGGAGGCUGUAACGCCACCUUCGCCUCCCAGGGGGGGCUAGCCCGCCACGUCCCCACGCAUUUCAGCUCUCAGAGUUCAUCCAAAGUGUCCAGUCAGGGCAUGAAGGAGGAGUCUCCGUCCAAAGCUGGUCUCAACAAGAGGAGAAAAAUCAAGAACAAGCACAGACGCUCCCUCCCCCGACCUCACGACUUCUUUGAUGCUCAGACCAUGGAUGCCAUACGCCAUCGAGCCAUCUGCCUCAAUCUGGCUACGCAUAUCGAGAGUUUGGGUAAUGGCCACAGUGUGGUGUUCCACAGCACGGUUAUAGCCAGGAGGAAAGAGGACUCUGGGAAAGUGAAGGUUCUACUGCACUGGACACCUGAAGACAUACUUCCAGAUGUGUGGGUGAAUGAGAGUGAGCGUCUGCAGCAGAAGACAAAGGUGGUGCAUCUGUCCAAGCUGCCCACGGACACAGCUGUGCUCCUGGACCCCAACAUAUACAGAAUGUUCUUCUAGACCAGACCUGAUCCACUAGAGACCAUGAUCCACUAGAGGCCAUGAUCCACUAGAGACCACUGUCACCUCCUGCAAAUCCAACCACUGAGGAGAACACUGCAUCCUCUCCUCUCCUCUUCUCUCCUCAUCUCCUCUCCUCGUCUCCUUGUCUCCUCUGCUUGUCUCCUCUCUUCGUGUCCUCUCCUCUCCUUGUCUCCUCUCCUCCUCUCUUCUCCUUGUC
Molecule: messenger RNA, 1619 nt
Organism: Sphaeramia orbicularis (orbiculate cardinalfish)
Lineage: Eukaryota; Metazoa; Chordata; Actinopteri; Kurtiformes; Apogonidae
Gene: aebp2
Product: AE binding protein 2
Biological process (GO): regulation of transcription by RNA polymerase II
Cellular component (GO): ESC/E(Z) complex
Source: RefSeq, a predicted model, not a curated record